AUGAAUUCACGACAGCCCCAAUUCACGAACUUUUAUGACGACCGCGUAGGCGCUCAUCGGCACGUUCAGUCUUCCGACCACAUCCUGGAUCGCUUGGGCGGGCCAACGAUUCUGAUAACUGCCGCCGUGCUCCUGGUCGCAUUCGUAGCCAAAGUCUACAACCUAGAGCUGUCCCUGGACGCCAUCGUAUACUCUGCAUCGACCUACUUGUGGGACAUUACCGUCUUCAUAGUGCCAAAUCAACUAGUUGUUGCCCUGGAUCACUGGCUAAACCCUGGUUCAAUGAUCGAGUCCGCCCCAGUCACACAUGCCGCGAAGAGCGAGGCCAUGAGGAGGAUAAUGGGUCUGGACCGCUCAGGCGGUAUGAUGGAAUCCGUCUUUCAAGCUAGAAGCAGGGCUUUGUCUGUCACGGGAAGUGUUUUUGGAUUGAAGUUGGAUCCUGAGCGACCGGCGGGCCUGGGUAAUCGCGAUAACUCGUGCUAUCAGAACAGCAUUUUACAAGGACUUGCAUCUCUUCCCUCUUUUCCCGAGUACCUAUCAGCAUGUGUACGAGCUAUUGAUAUGCAAGGACCAACGAACGAUGUAGCGCAUACGCUGAGAUCUCUUAUCGCCGAUUUGAACGAUGCCACAAAUAAUGGAAGAACCAUCUGGACUCCUAGUUUGCUGAAAUCCAUGAGCACAUGGACUCAACAAGAUGCACAAGAGUAUUAUUCCAAGGUCCUCGACGAUAUUGACAGGAGCGUGGCGAAGGCCGUCAAAUCCAUGCGCCGGUAUUCCGGGCUGGAAGCAGAUUGCAUCAAGGACGAUUCGGCCACGAGUGAGCAUAGCGACGACAGCGGAUAUCAAAGCCUGUCGUCUACCCCAGACCUGGCGGCAAAGAAGACAUUGCGGAACCCACUGGAGGGUCUUCUGGCGCAGCGGGUAGCCUGUGUCCAGUGUGGUUACUCGGAGGGCUUAUCCAUGAUCCCGUUCAACUGUUUGACACUCAGUCUUGGCCUGGAUAAGAAUCAACACGACCUCUAUGAGAGACUUGAUUCCUACAGCCGAGUCGAAGCAAUCGAAGGUGUCGAGUGUCCCAAGUGCACCCUCCUCAAAGCCCAGAGGCUUCUCACGAAACUAUUGGACAAGUUCAAGGAGAGUGGCUCAACUUCUGAACAAAUGCAAGCACCUCUCCAGAGGCUUGAAGCUGUUGAGCUAGCUCUUGAGGAGGACCAUUUCGAUGACAAGACGGUUACUGAGAAGUGCAAGAUUUCGCCGCAAGGAAAGGUCAACACAACCAAGACGAAGCAAAUCGUCAUCGCCCGACCUCCCCAGAGCCUCGCAAUCCAUGUCAAUAGGUCUGUUUUCGAUCCACGAACUUUUGAUAUGAUCAAGAACUCAGCACCUGUUUCCUUCCCACUGACCCUGGAUCUUGGUCCGUGGUGUCUGGGUAGUGCAGAAGAUGUCGAGGAAAAGCGGGCUAGUAAGGCUAGUAGUGAUGACGGAUCGAGCGAGGAGCAGUGGCUCUUGGACCCCAAAGCAUCCAUGAUUGCCGGCGAUUUGAGUCCAUCCCGGUUGACAGGGCCCAUCUACGAAUUACGAGCGGCGGUGACACAUUACGGACGUCAUGAAAACGGCCACUAUAUAUGUUAUAGGAAGUAUCCUGACUCAGAGGUCCCAAAAGAGGAGGACCUGCCACCUCCUGUGCUUGAUGCUUCCAUUGAUGGAGAGGAGACAGAUGGAGCCUCGGAGGACGAAAAGAAGCCAUUCACACCGCCUCGUGGACAAAAUUCGGGCUGGUGGCGGCUGAGCGACCACAAUGUGAGCAAGGUCGACGAAGACGUGGUAAUGUCCCUCUCGCCAGGCGUCUUUAUGCUGUUUUACGAAUGCGUGGACCCUAGCAUGAUCCUGCAAAGCGAAGCGGAUAGCAUGGAAGAUGCUCAAGAAGCCUCGACACCAAACUCGGAAGGGUAUGAGACGUUGGACGAGGCUGAAGUCGAGCAAGAAGAUGAUGCCGGCGAGCCGGAAUUGUUACCCGAUGGGCCGAGUCUGUUGUCAGAGCAGCCAGCUAUUUCAAGUUCCGCAAGCGAUACAUCUGCCCCGGAGACCAUUGACACCACUACCGACACUAUAGACGCACCAACUAUUGUCACGUCUGCGCCAUCCAGUGUAUCCAACUGGACACAUGAGGAAGACGAGGUUCACAAGAGCAAGGCUGAGGACUGA
Molecule: messenger RNA, 2205 nt
Organism: Pochonia chlamydosporia 170
Lineage: Eukaryota; Fungi; Ascomycota; Sordariomycetes; Hypocreales; Clavicipitaceae
Product: ubiquitin C-terminal hydrolase
Exons: 1
Coding region: 1-2205 (734 amino acids)
Biological process (GO): protein deubiquitination
Cellular component (GO): nucleus; cytosol
Molecular function (GO): cysteine-type endopeptidase activity; cysteine-type deubiquitinase activity
Source: RefSeq, a predicted model, not a curated record